AUGGACUCUCUGGAUCACAUGCUUACAGACCCGCUGGAGCUGGGACCCUGCGGGGAAGGAAAUGGCACACGCAUCAUGGAGGACUGCAUGCUGGGUACCACCAGAGUCAGUCUGCCCGAGGACCUUCUGGAGGACCCUGAGAUCUUCUUCGAAGUUGUCAGCUUGUCUACGUGGCAGGAGGUGCUGACAGCUGCGCAGCAAGACCACCUAAAAAAAUUCCUGCCUCACUUUCCUGAAAACAACCGAGAGCACCAGAACAAACUCAUCUCUGCCCUGUUCAGUGGUGAAAACUUCCGUUUUGGAAAUCCACUGCACAUCGCCCAGAAACUCUUCCGGGACGGACACUUUAACCCUGAAGUUGUGAAAUACCGGCAGCUCUGUUUUAAGUCCCAGUACAAACGCUACCUGAGUUCUCAGCAGCAGUACUUCUACCGACUGCUCAAGCAGAUCCUCGCUUCCCGCAAUUAUUUGCUGGAUUUAGCUAGGAAAGGAGGCCCUGAAAUGACCUUAAGGAGAAAGCACUUCUCACCGACGUAUGACACAGAAGAACGAGACAGACGGACACAUCGACGCUACUUGAAGAUUCUGAGGGAAGUGAAAGAGGAGUGUGGAGAUACUACCUUAUCUUCUGAUGAAGAAGAAUUAUGUAAAAAAAAAUUUCUUUCUUUCUUUCUUUUAGAUCUGAGCUCUUGGCCUCCGAGUUCUCCAGCACGUUGUCCAAGUCCACCAGUUCCUCUGAGAGUGAUCCCCACGUUGUCAACCUUGGACAUGAAAACAGCAGACAAGAUAGAACUUGGGGAAAGCGAUUUGAAGAUGAUGUUGAAGAAACACCAUGAGAAACGAAAACGUCAACCUGACCACCCUGAUCUAGUGACGACAGACCUGACUCUUGAGGACAUUAUGACUCGAGUAAAUGCUGGCAGGAAAGGUUCCUUAGCAGCCUUAUUUGACCUUGCAACCCUCAAGAAAAAGGUGAAGGAAAAGGAAGAUAAGAAGAAAAAAAAGCUGAAGAUUAUUAAAUCCGAGGCGGAAGAUCUGGCUGACUCUCUUAGCAAUGCUGAUGGAAUCCCCACAAUGUCUCAGGAUCCUUCCCCCAUCCCUCUGUCAUCUGUCAAAGAGGAACCUCUUGAAGAGAUGAAGCCAUGCCUUGGAAUAAAUGAAAUAUCUUCCAGCUUCUUUUUCCUUCUUUUGGAGAUGCUGUUUCUGGAAGGACCUGCUACUCUCUCCGUGCUCGAAGAUAAAGUUCUAGAUUGGCAAUCUUCUCCUGCCAGCGCACUAAAUAACUGGUUCUCCUUUACCCCUAACUGGUCUGAACUGGUUUUACCCGCCUUGCAGUACUUGACAGGUGACAGCAGAGAUGUUUCUUCCAGCUUCUCACCUUUUGUUGAAUUCAAGGAGAAAACUCAGCAGUGGAAAUUGCUUGGCUCUUGCCAAGAUCAUGAGAAGGAAUUGGCAGCACUGUUUCAGCUUUGGUUGGAGACCAAAGACCAGAGUUUUUUCAAAGAAAGUGAAGACAGCUCAGAUGCCACAACACCAAUUCCCAGAGUAAGGACUGACUAUGUAGUCCGACCUAGCACUGGAGAGGAGAAACGCGUGUUUCAGGAGCAGGAACGUUACCGCUACAGCCAGCCCCACAAAGCUUUCACUUUCCGUAUGCAUGGCUUUGAGUCAGUUGUUGGUCCUGUGAAGGGCGUGUUUGACAAGGAAACCUCAUUAAACAAAGCCCGAGAGCAUUCUCUCUUGCGCUCAGACAGACCAGCGUAUGUCACCAUCUUGUCCCUCGUUCGUGAUGCUGCUGCUCGCCUUCCUAAUGGAGAAGGAACUCGUGCUGAAAUCUGUGAGCUGCUUAAAGAUUCCCAGUUCCUAGCUCCUGAUGUCACAAGUGCUCAAGUUAAUACUGUUGUUAGUGGUGCUCUGGAUCGAUUACAUUAUGAGAAGGAUCCCUGUGUAAAAUAUGAUAUUGGACGCAAGUUGUGGAUCUACCUGCACCGGAACAGGAGUGAGGAAGAGUUUGAACGGAUCCACCAGGCUCAAGCUGCUGCAGCAAAGGCAAAGAAAGCUCUUCAGCAGAAGCCAAAACCUCCAGCUAAAAUGAAGACUAGUAGCAAGGAGAGUUCUGUGAAAGCACUCCCCAGCAGCACGUCAGAGCCCAGUCAGCUGAGCCUUAGUGACUCCAGCAUGCCACCAACUCCCGUGACUCCCGUGACGCCAACCGCACCAGCAUUACCAGCAACGCCUAUUUCGCCCCCACCAGUGUCUGUGGUUAGCAAGAGUGUAUCUAGUGCUGGAUCGGAGCCAGCAAAACCCAGUCAAAGCGUUCUUCUGGUAUCGUCCCCUACCAUGCCACAGCUCGGGACGUUGCUUUCCACAGCCCAGAGUUCACAGACACAGCCUGGGCCGCAGCCACCUCCCACGCGGGUGGUAAGUCAUACCACCUCCUCAGGACUGCCGCAGGUCCGGGUGGUCACUGCCCAGUCAAGCCUCCCAGCUGUAUCUCAGCAAGCCCCGGUGGUAACCCAGCAGCAGCAACCUACGUCAGUGCCUCAGAUCCGCGUUCCAGCUACAGCCGCGCAAACCAAAGUGCUCCCUCAGGCUGUGAUGACUCUGCCGGUAAAAGCUCAAACCAGCCCAGUGCAGGUGCAAAGGCCAGCAAGCUCCGUGACAGGUCAGACAGGCAUCACUGUGACAGGACUGUCUGCAACGCCCAGUCCUGCUGUAAAGCCAGUAACCAGCUCUCCAGGCAGUUCUGCUACAAGCACCUCCUCUACCACUGUCAUCCAGAAUGUAGCUGGCCAGAAUAUCAUCAAGCAGGUGGCUAUUACAGGGCAACUUGGCAUGAAGACCCAGCCUGGAAGUGGCAUCCCACUCACAGCGACCAAUUUUCGGAUCCAAGGAAAGGAUGUGUUGCGCCUACCCCCCUCCUCUAUCACCACAGAUGCGAAGGGACAGACAGUGCUGCGUAUCACGCCGGACAUGAUGGCCACCCUGGCCAAAUCUCAAGUCACUACUGUCAAACUGACUCAGGACCUCUUCACAGCAGCUGCGGGAAGCAGCGCUAGUGGGAAAGGCAUCUCUGCAACAUUGCACGUGACAUCCAAUCCUGUCCAGACUGCUGAUUCCCCAGCCAAGACUAGCACGGCCACUACUGCUUCUUCCAGCCCAGCUGGAAGCACAGUGGUUAAAGUGACUCCUGACUUAAAGACAGCGGAACCAAGCUCUGCUUUCCGACUGAUGCCUGCUCUGGGCAUGACUGUGGCGGAUCAGAAGAGCAAAGCUGUCACUACAGUGGCAUCCACUGAGGCCAAGCCAGCUGCUACUAUAAGAAUCGUGCAGGGGCUGGGGGUGAUGCCGCCCAAAGCUGGGCAGACUAUUACGGUAGCUACUCAUGCUAAGCAAGCGCCCUCUUCCUCAGCAGUGAGCAUGCCUGGCACAGUCCAUACCUCAGCUGUCUCUUUACCAACCGUGAGUGCCACAGUGUCGAAAGCAGUUGCUGUGGCCUCGGGAGCAGCUGGGACUCCCAUAACUAUAGGCACAGGAGCCACUGCUGUGCGGCAGGUACCCGUCAGCACCACAGUAGUAUCUACAUCCCAGGCAGGGAAACUACCAACACGAAUAACAGUGCCUCUGUCAGUGAUCAGCCAGCCAGUGAAAGGCAAAAGUGUGGUGACUGCCCCCAUCAUCAAGGGCAACCUCGGGGCCAACAUCAGUGGAUUAGGUAGAAAUAUCAUCCUGACUACGAUGCCAGCAGGGACAAAACUGAUUGCUGGGAACAAGCCAGUGAGUUUUCUGACUGCACAGCAACUACAGCAGCUGCAGCAGCAAGGCCAGGCCACGCAGGUGCGAAUUCAAACAGUACCAGCCUCCCACCUCCAGCAAGGAACAGUAUCUGGCUCUACUAAGGCAGUUUCCACUGUGGUUGUGACAACAGCUCCAUCUCCAAAACAGACCCAAGAUCAGCUAUGAACACUGGUUUGAAAAUGGAUCGCUCUCCAAGAACUUCCCUGAGUUCAUUGUCAUCCUCCAUCCAACCACCCAAGACUACCUAACCACAGUCAUGGUUAGGGAUUGGACUGGAUUCGAUCAGGUUGCUUAUCUGGAGUCAGCAUUGUGAUGUCUAGGUAGAAAUUCCACAG
This is a messenger RNA of Phaethon lepturus (White-tailed tropicbird), 4133 nucleotides long. RefSeq names its product nuclear factor related to kappaB binding protein (gene NFRKB). The transcript has 25 exons. The record is from RefSeq and is a predicted model, not a curated record. Gene Ontology annotation, cellular component: Ino80 complex. NCBI's taxonomy places the organism in Eukaryota, Metazoa, Chordata, Aves, Phaethontiformes, Phaethontidae. Bases 1 to 3963 code for a protein of 1320 amino acids. Gene Ontology annotation, molecular function: protease binding.